AUGACAAUUUGCCCAUCUCAUCGAUCUUCCUUAGGUAUAGGAUGGACACGGGGAACCGAUAGGUGUAGGGUUCCAUACGAAAUAUCCAAACAUAAAAACAUAAGAGGCAAAUGUCCUAAAGCAGACAGAGGAAUAAGCAAAUUAUUUUCGCAUGUUAUCUGGAAUAAAACAGGACUAUUGGUUUCAGUAGGAUCAGGUAAGUCCAACGAUCAACAUUUUCACUUGUGUUCAUCUUAUGUAAAUAUAUAUAUUAUAUAAUGAGACUCAAGUCUAGCGGUUACUAUUUUCAGGUGUUUGCAGAUCGUGUAAGCAGGUUCUGACCUCCCUUUCCAAGGAGACUAAGCUUCCAAAGCAAAUGAACGAA
Messenger RNA from Porites lobata, 364 nucleotides. The record is from the annotation of a GenBank genome assembly. Lineage: Eukaryota; Metazoa; Cnidaria; Anthozoa; Scleractinia; Poritidae.